AAGCGAGGAAGGAAGGCAGAGGGUGUUACUGCUUCAGCUCACCUGCAACGGAGAGACAGGCACCAUUGUGCUGCCUCUGUGGAGAACUCCUGACACAGUCACUGCAGGGAUUUCCACUGGAAAAGCAGUGACUGAGGCGACAAAAUGAACUUCAGCUUCGACAGCAAGGCAGGAGUCACUCUCCCUGGGAACAUUGGGGCUUUGUCAGAAGAACUUACCCUCACCAAUACAAAUGAUGGAGGCAUCAUUAUUGAGGAUAUCCAACAAGACUCUCCAAUUGCCAGAGCUGGUACUUUGAAAAAAGGUGAUCAACUGAAUGCAGUAACAAUACAUUUUGACAAUCUAACCAGUGAAGAAGUUAGUAAAAUACUGAAAUAUUCAGAACAAUACAAAACAAGCUUAAAACUAAAUGCAAAAGAAGAACUCAGGAGUCCAGAUUUCAGACUCUCCAGUCCUGACAUGGGAUCUGGUGAUCAGGUGUACUUAAAGCUGUACAACAGCAAGAUUAAGCCACAUCUUAAGCUAGCAAAACCAAACCUGAAUGCUGGAAGCUUAAAUGGAGAGGUCAAUGUAAAAAAUAAAACAUCUUCUUUUGGAGUAAAAGAGCCCAGGAUAUAUUCUCCUGAUAUUGACAUGAAGCUAAAGGCAACAAAAGAUAAUGGCCUCAAACUGCCAACAUCAAAUAUAGAUCUUGAAGCUCCAAAUAUCCAAGCUGAAGUCAAAAGUCCAACUCUUGAUGUAGAUAGCCCAAGAUUUAAGGGCACAAAGCUUGAAGGGAAGAUAAAGUCCCCAGAGUAUCAAACACCAUCGUUUUCAAUUUCAAGAGGCAAAUCUAAAUUGCCAGAAAUGGAUGUGUCUGUACCAGAUAUAAACACUUCUGAUAUUGACAUUGGUGGUGUAAAUAUUCCUGAAACCAAAGCAAAUUUGAAAAUGCCAGAAGUACAAAUGCCAUCCUUUGGUCUAUCAGGACCAAAAACACCAGAUGUGGAUGUUGACGGUUCAGUGAAAGCUCCUGGCUUUGAUGCGUCUGUUCCAAAUGUUAAAGGAAAUUUUGCUGCACCGAAUGCUGACAUAAAACUUCCAAAAGCAGAUGUAAACAUCCCAGAUGCAGACCUUAAUAAACGAAAAUUCACAAUGCCAAAAUUUAACAUGCCAAGUGCAAAUUUGUCAGCUCCUGACAUGAACUUGAACAUGAAAACACCAACUGUUACAAGCAAUUUAGAUGCUAAAUUGAAGGCUCCAAACAUCAAGAAGCCAAAUUUAGACACUUCCAGACUUCAAGGUCCUAAUGUGAAUUUAGACGGCAACAUAAAACUGCCAAAGACUGACAUAUCAGCUCCAGAGAUUAAGGGUGGUUUAGACUUCAAAACACCGACGAUGGGCAAAGAUUAUGAUAUGCCUGACAUGAACCUUGAAGUACCUGACGUAAAAUUGAAAAAUGCAGGGGUAAAGGCUCCUUCACGCAACCUCUCAGGAAAAAAUAUUUCUCCUCCAGACAUGGAUGUCAAACUACCAACGGCAAAUCUAGAUAUUUCUGCUCCAAAAAUUCAAGCUGAUGACAAAACUCCAAACUUGGAUAUAAAUGCUCCAAAGGUUGAUGGCCCUGGUGUGCAAAGAAAAUUUAAGUUCCCAAAAUUUAAAAAGCCCAUAUUUUCAAUCUCUGGAAACAAACCAAAAAUGCCUGAACUAGACGCAACUGUACCAGAUUUGAAGGCAGGUAUAAAAGGUCCAGAUGUUGAUCUAGGGGGAUUAAACGGGAGUGUUGAUGUUCCUGAUGCAAAAUGGAAAAUGCCAAACAUGAAAAUGCCAUCCGUUGGAGUAUCAGGACGAAAAGGACCUGAUGUGGAUAUUGAUGGCUCGAUAAAAGCGCCAGGUGUUGAGAUGUCUGGUCCAAAUGUUAAGGGAAAUUUUCAGGCUCCAGAUGUUGACAUCAAUCUAUGGCAAAGUCAAGCUGACAAAAGCUCCAGAGAUUAA
This is a messenger RNA of Rhincodon typus (whale shark), 1974 nucleotides long. RefSeq names its product neuroblast differentiation-associated protein AHNAK-like. Gene Ontology annotation, molecular function: protein binding. The coding region runs from base 145 to 1974 and encodes 609 amino acids. Gene Ontology annotation, cellular component: nucleus; cytoplasm. The transcript is spliced from 7 exons. The record is from RefSeq and is a predicted model, not a curated record. Gene Ontology annotation, biological process: regulation of RNA splicing. Lineage: Eukaryota; Metazoa; Chordata; Chondrichthyes; Orectolobiformes; Rhincodontidae.